GGAAACCAGAAGACAUCGAGCUGUACAGAUGUAUUUGCAUUUAACCUAUAAUGUACUAAUGCAUGUUUUCAAUCCUCUCCAAGUAUUUACCUGACAAUGUAAAUGCUAUGCAAAUCAUUAUACUGUAUUAUUGAGGAAAUUUCGGCAAGGGGAAAAGGUCUGUGCAGCUGGCUGGCUCCACAGAUGCGAAAUUGGAAGACAGAAACCAUUGUCAAAUGUUAAGGCUGAUGGCAUCAAACUAUACCACUUAGGCAAGAAUGACCUCCCCAAGGCUGGCAUAUGCCGUCACACUUGGCCUUUUGUCCCAGGCUUCAGCCUCCUGAAUACUGGGGUUUUAGGCGUGAGCCACCACACCUGGUUGCUUUAUUAGCCUUUUAGGUCGGAAUUUAGGAAAUCUUGUUAAGCUUAUUUAUUAGGUGGGAAGAUCAAGGCCCAGAGACGUCCGGUAACUAUGUAAGAUCGUUGUACCCAGGACCUGUCUCUUGCAUCGCCUUGAUCUUGUCUUCUUUCAUACCCUGCUUCCCAGAGGAAUUUCUUUCUCUUCUAGAUACCAGGCGUUUAGGACUGUCAGCCUCCUUGUGCCUGUUGAAAACAAAGACAAAAUCCCUACAUCCUAGGUGGUCAAGGGCUCAAAUGGGAUGAUUGUGUAUGUUGUCCUAAUGUUCUUCCGACUCCAGGGUCCUGUGCCUUGCUUCUUAGGGGAUUGCCAUUAUUUUCCUGCAGGGGUGGUCCGUCUUAUCGGAAUGUCUCAUUUUCUGGCUUGACACUCUUUAGAUACACUUAAAGGGUCAGGAGUAUUAGGUGCCUUCUAAGUUCCUUUAGACAAGUGAGCUUAACCCUGGAAGGAAGAAUCCUAGGUCUGGUGUGGUCAGUGUGGUGUUAAGCAGGUACCUGGAACUUCCUGUGUCCCUGCGUGUUGCGGGUCUGCCCCCAGUGAGGUAUGUAUAUGGAUGGACACAUGGUGGGGGGCCUGUGAGUUGUGCUUCUUUAUGAGGUAUGCUUGGAUAUGGCUGUGUGAAUCCUUACUCAUCUGCCCGCAGGGGCAGACCAGGAAGCAUCCAUGUAACCUUGACUGUGUAAGUGUAUUCUCGAGUCUUCUCACUGGAUACUUCCUUGGGUUCUGAAGGUUGGGAUGGGAACAACCAGGGUGCUUGUGAAUCCCCGUGCUGGAACCAGCUUUGCACGUGGUUUUCCUGACCCUUGGGGUGAGCUGGGUCCAUGGGAGUUCUAGAUACUUGAUAUCCCCAAGAAUGAUAAAAGACUUGUCAUAGAGGGUAUUUUUUGUUUGUUUGUUUGUUUUUUAAAACAGGGUCUUGCUAUGUAGCCCUGGCUGGCCUGGAACUAACUCUCUAUGAAGCUCAGGCUGGCUUCAAACUUGUACUUAUCCUCUUGCCUCUGUCUUCCAAGUACUGGAAUUCCAGGUGUGUGUCACUGUACCUAGCAUGACUGUGAAACCCAGGGCUUCCUACAUGCUAAGCCAGCGCUUCACCCAGAGCCACACUCUAGCCCUUGCUGGUUUUCAUAUUCUUUUAUUUUUUUCUAUUUUUGAUACAUACCAUAUAUACUAUAAAUAAAUAUUAAGCGUACAGCUAACUCUCCACUUAUUCAUGACUUUGGGUUUGGUGCAGAGAUGGAAUCCAGCACCUUCUGCACGCUACCUUUGUACUACACCUCAAGCAUCAUACAGUUCUGAAAAAAGUGUAAGGGAACCAGAUGUGCUGGUGAUGCUUAUACUCCCAGCUAUUAGAGAGGCAGAGGCAGGGGGAUUGCAAGUUCAAGACUACAGAGUGAGUUCCAGAUUAGCCUGGGAAACUUAGUGAUUGAUACCCUGUCUCAAAAUAAAAAAAUAAAAAGAGAGCUGGGGUGUAGCUCAGUAUGGGGCAUUUGGCUGGCACGUUUGAGGUCCUAGGUUCAAUCCCUAGGACUGCAGAAAUAUAAGAGGAAUCAAAUCAAUAAGAAAAAGAAAUAGGGUGGAGGAUUUGCCUCAGUGAUGCUUGCCGCCUGCAGAGUGAAGGGACUGGGUUUGUUCUAUCUGUCUGUCUGUUUGUCUACCUACCUACCCUACCUACCUACCUACCUACCUACCUACCUACCUACCUACCUAUCCAUCUAUCUGAAACAGGGUCUCACUAUAUAGCACUGACUGUCCUGGAAAUCAUUAUGUAGACCAGGCUGGCUUCAAGCAGAGAUCUGCCUACCUCUGCCUCCCAAGUGGUAUGUGCCACUAUGCAUGGCUAGGGCUUAGGUUCUAAUUCCAUCAUGGCAAAAAUACCAAAACUAACCAAUCAAAACACCACAAACAAAUACGCCCCAAAGGCUAUAAAGGACUCUGUCUCAGCUCUGCUUUCUAGCAGUUGUGUUCCUCCUGAAGGGAGACACCAAUAGGAGCUUUUGUUUUGUUUUAUUUUGUUUUGUUUUUUUAGUUUUUCUCUGUGUAGCUUUGGAGCUUGUCCUGAAACUUGCUAGGUAGCCCAGGCUGGCCUUGAACUCACAGAGAUCCUCCUGCCUUUGCCUAAGUGCUGGUACUAAAGAUGUGCACCACCACUGCCCAGCCACCAACAGAAACUUCUUGGAUCUUCUGCUUAGCAACUUGUUUUUCUUCUGACCCUGACUUGGUAGUGUUUGCAUUUUGUUUUUAUUUGUUUGUUUUUGUGUUUACACUGGGGAUUACACACACAGGGCAUCUUUGGUCUGAGAGCUCCUAAAGGUUACUCUCUCUGUGAGCAUCUGCCACAUUGGGACCUUGGCCAACACCCUAGCCUCCAGGACACACACACGUGCACACACAUGCAUGUGCACGUGUGUGCCCUAGCAGAGUCAGGGUAUAGGAAAGAGGCCUAUAAACGGCCCCUACCAGUAGAAAAGGCCCACAGUUGACAGUGCCGAGUGAGGUCAUUUCUGUGGGGCGCUCUGCUGUGACAGUGUCUCUUUUGGACAAGGGGUCUGUUAACUACUGUUCUUUGGGUCCUGAGGGUUGGCAGGCAGUAUUUAAAAAUCAUUGGCUUUGAAACUAAACUACUUAAGUCUGAAGCCUGCAAUUUACUAAGUGAAAAGCCUGGAGCAAUUCCUCAAACUUCUUAGCCUCAGUUUCCUUGUCUGUAAAGUGGGUAUAAAGGAUGGUGCCUGUGUGAUGAGGUGUGGUGAGGUGUAACUCACGGGAGGAAUGUAAAUAGCAUUGUAGCAACGAGUCUGGCAUGUGGCAACACUCCACUAAAUGACAGUGUCACUGCACACCGUCGUUAUUAGAUUGUGCCAAAGAAUGCUGCGGAGAAGCGGGGACAAAACCGUGAGCCGAUGGCCACGAGGAUUCGCCUGUGUGAAUCUUGGCCUGGAGGGGCCCGAGGGGCACACACGUGUGUCCUUGUCUCUGGAGUCCCGACUCUUCAGUGUCAUAUACUCCUGUGCCUUUGAUGGCAGACUGUGGCAAGUGGGCCCUCCCCCACCCUGCCACCCUUCUGCUUCUCUUCCCUUGCUCUGAAAAGAGAAGUACAAGUGAGUUCCCCCAAGGGGUCGGCCGCGCCCCUUCCUGUCUCCGCCCAACUGGCUGUCCCAGGCCAGUGGAGUAGUAGCCCGGUAGCAGGACAGCAGGUUGGGGUUGUCGGAGCUUGGGCUCGGAGAGCCUUGCUUGAGGCUCAGGCCCAGAGUUUUCCCACCUGCCCAGGCAGGCUGUUCCCUUCACGUUCUCUGCAGCUAUUUCAACAAGAGCCCCAGGAUGGUGAGGUGGUUUCAUCGGGACCUCAGUGGACCUGAUGCAGAGACCCUGCUCAAGGGCCGUGGAGUCCCUGGGAGCUUCCUGGCUCGGCCCAGUCGCAAGAACCAGGGUGACUUCUCCCUCUCAGUCAGGGUGGAUGACCAGGUGACCCAUAUUCGGAUCCAGAACUCGGGGGACUUCUAUGACCUGUACGGAGGGGAAAAGUUUGCGACGUUGACAGAGCUGGUGGAGUAUUACACACAGCAGCAAGGCAUCCUCCAGGACCGGGACGGCACCAUCAUCCACCUCAAGUACCCACUGAACUGCUCCGACCCCACCAGCGAGAGGUGGUACCAUGGCCACAUGUCUGGAGGGCAGGCAGAGACACUGCUGCAGGCCAAGGGCGAGCCCUGGACGUUUCUUGUGCGUGAGAGUCUCAGCCAGCCUGGUGAUUUCGUGCUGUCCGUGCUCAACGACCAGCCCAAAGCUGGCCCUGGCUCCCCGCUCAAGGUCACUCACAUCAAGGUUAUGUGUGAGGGAGGACGCUAUACUGUGGGUGGCUCAGAGACCUUUGACAGCCUCACAGACCUGGUGGAGCAUUUCAGGAAGACGGGCAUUGAGGAGGCCUCAGGUGCCUUUGUCUACCUGCGGCAGCCUUACUACGCCACUCGGGUAAACGCGGCCGACAUCGAGAACCGGGUCUUGGAACUGAACAAAAAGCAGGAGUCCGAGGACACAGCCAAGGCUGGCUUCUGGGAGGAGUUUGAGAGUCUGCAAAAGCAGGAGGUAAAAAACUUGCACCAGCGCCUGGAAGGGCAGCGGCCUGAGAACAAGAGCAAGAACCGCUACAAGAACAUUCUUCCCUUUGACCACAGCCGAGUGAUCCUGCAGGGACGAGACAGUAAAAUCCCUGGGUCCGACUACAUCAAUGCCAACUAUGUCAAGAACCAACUGCUAGGUCCAGAUGAGAACGCUAAGACCUACAUUGCCAGCCAGGGCUGUCUGGAGGCCACAGUCAAUGACUUCUGGCAGAUGACCUGGCAGGAGAACACCCGAAUCAUCGUCAUGACCACCCGUGAGGUGGAGAAAGGCCGGAACAAAUGUGUUCCAUACUGGCCAGAGGUGGGCACUCAGCGAGUCUACGGGCUCUACUCUGUGACCAACUGUGCGGAGCACGAUACAGCAGAAUACAAACUUCGCACUUUACAAAUCUCCCCGCUGGACAAUGGGGACCUGGUUCGGGAGAUAUGGCACUACCAGUACCUGAGCUGGCCUGACCAUGGGGUUCCCAGUGAGCCCGGGGGUGUCCUCAGCUUCCUGGACCAGAUCAACCAGCGACAGGAACGUUUGCCUCAUGCAGGGCCCAUCAUUGUACAUUGCAGUGCCGGCAUCGGCCGAACAGGCACGAUCAUCGUCAUUGACAUGCUCAUGGAGAGCAUCUCCACCAAGGGACUAGAUUGUGACAUUGACAUUCAGAAGACCAUCCAGAUGGUACGGGCACAGCGCUCUGGCAUGGUGCAGACGGAGGCGCAGUACAAGUUCAUUUACGUGGCCAUUGCCCAGUACAUUGAGACAACCAAGAAGAAGCUGGAGAUCAUACAAUCCCGGAAGGGUCAGGAGUCGGAGUAUGGGAAUAUCACCUACCCUCCCGCUAUGAGGAGUGCCCAUGCCAAGGCCUCCCGUACCUCCUCCAAACACAAGGAGGAGGUGUAUGAAAACGUGCAUAGCAAGAACAAGAAGGAAGAGAAAGUGAAGAAGCAGCGGUCAGCAGACAAGGAGAAGAGCAAAGGUUCCCUCAAGAGGAAGUGAACUGGGCACUCAUCUGCAGGUGGCCAUGCAUCAGCCUUAAUCCCUGCAGAGGCCUCCACUGGACAGAUCAAGACCUGUGGCCCACACCAGACCCUGGGACCACCCCCAUCAUUUUGUAAUUUAAAUGGCUAUGAUCCUCUGAACCUGUAUAUAACCCAGCAAGCCCCCAGGCGAAGCCAGAUUUCUAUUCUUGUAAAUAAAGCCCCUGGACCUCUG
This is a messenger RNA of Alexandromys fortis (reed vole), 5716 nucleotides long. It is a transcript of the gene Ptpn6, whose product is annotated as protein tyrosine phosphatase non-receptor type 6. Bases 3713 to 5500 code for a protein of 595 amino acids. The transcript is spliced from 16 exons. Gene Ontology annotation, molecular function: non-membrane spanning protein tyrosine phosphatase activity; phosphotyrosine residue binding. NCBI's taxonomy places the organism in Eukaryota, Metazoa, Chordata, Mammalia, Rodentia, Cricetidae. Gene Ontology annotation, biological process: intracellular signal transduction; cell differentiation; mitotic cell cycle. The record is from RefSeq and is a predicted model, not a curated record. Gene Ontology annotation, cellular component: cytoplasm.